AUCUUAGAGUUGUGGUUAGCAUGGAUCAAAGAUGAGAUGUCGUUAACAUCCGAAGAAAGUGGACGGGAUCAUAUCAAUGCAUUAUUUGAAAGAGCUGUUAAAGAUUACAUGUGUGUGGGCAUAUGGCUAGAAUAUGUCCAGUAUUCGAUUGGUGGCAUGGCAAUGAAAGAUGGCAUAAGUAAUAUUCGGAAGGUCUUUGAGCGAUCCAUCACAGCGGUGGGACUUCAUGUUACAAAGGGUGCUACACUUUGGGAGGCGUACAGAGAGUUUGAAAGUAUACUUCUGGCCACCAUACAGCCAGGUGCAGGUCAAAUCACAACUGCCGAAAAACAGUCAGAAAUUGAUGCUCAAACUGAAAAAAUAGAUGCGUUGUUUAGAAGACAGUUAUCAAUUCCAUUGAUGGACAUGGAGAGCACAUAUGAAGAGUAUGAAGAGUGGAGCACAACGCCGAUUCCUGAUCACCUUAAACAUUCCUAUCAAAAAGCUUUAUUAAAACUUAAAAACAGAACACAGUAUGAGGAUGCAUUGCUGACUGCAGAACCCCCUAGGCUAGCCGAAUACAAGUCGUACAUAGAAUAUGAGAAGUCGGAAGGUGAACCGACCAGAAUACAGUGUAUAUACGAGAGAAGUUUGGAGGAAAACUGUCUAGUUCCUGAACUCUGGUUAGACUACACUAAAUAUGUAGAUAACCAGUUAAAAAUUGGCAGCGUCUCUCUUAAUAUACAUACAAGAGCUGUCAGGAACUGUCCAUGGACCAUGUUGCUAUGGCAACAUUAUCUUCAGUCACUGGAAAGAUACAAACAGCCACAUGAUAAAGUUAAAGAAACUUUUGAAAAAGCCAUCAAUUCCGGGUUCUCGCAAGGUUCAGAUUUUUUUGUACUAUGGCAGACUUACAUAGACUACAUGAGGAGGAGAAUUGACUGGCAUUCAGAGAAUGAAGUUGAAGUUGAGGAAUUCAGACUGACCAUUAGACGAGCGAUAGAAUACCUCACAGAGUAUUUUGGGUUAGAAGCCGACCCCACCUGUAGUCUACACAAGUACUGGGCAACAAUUGAGGCUAAACAUCUCAAAAACAAACAAGCUGCUAGAGAACUAUGGGAUGAGGUUGUGUCAGUUCACGGCAAAGAAGCACAGACAUGGUUGGAGUAUAUUAAUUUUGAAAGAAUGUAUGGUGACAACAAGCACUGUCGUAAAGUUCUUGUGCGUGCUGUUCAGUCAACCAGUGAUUGGCCCGAGUCAGUGUGCGAAGCGUACAUCAACUUUGAAAGAGAAGAAGGCACGUUGGAGCAGUAUGAGGCAGCGGUUGUCAGGGUAGAAUCGCAGAUGAACAGAGUGAAUGAAAGAAGAAAUAAGGCUGCUGAAAAAGAAGCUGAAUUGACCAAACAGCAGGAAGAAGUGUCUGAGUUUAAGAGACAAGCCAAAGCGGCAAAGAAAGCUGAAAAACAACCCAUCAAAAGAAAAGCAGAUGAAAGGACUGAGAGUGUCAUAAAAAGAAAAGAAUCCAACAACCCACCACAAGAGAAUGUGUUUAAAGUGCCUUUCUUGCCACCUGGAAUGCCGGGUAGGAAAACUGAUGACUCUCCACCACCAAAGAAACAAAAAACAGACGAAUCUACUAUGGUAAAAGGUGCAGUUUCACAUGACCCAUCGAAAGACUGUAGGACGGUGUUCGUUAAAAAUUUAUCAUAUAAUUUGAAAGAAAACAAGAUUAGGUCAAUUUUCGCUGAGUGUGGUGAAAUCACUGAGGUCAGAAUGGUCACCAACUACAAGCAGAAGUUCAAAGGAUUCUGUUACGUGGAGUUCAAAGACGAGUUUGCAGCAGACAAGGCUCUCAAACUUGAUCGACAACCGAUAGAUGGCAGACCGAUGUUUGUGGAUCCGUCACUGGAUAAAACAAAAAAAGCAAGUCAACCAGAACAAUUUCAGUGGAGUACCAAUAUGGAGAAAAAUAAAUUAUUUAUAUCAGGACUCCCUAGGUCUGUUAAUAGAAAGAUGCUGGAAGAACUUUUUGGGAAGCACGGUGAUAUCAAAGAUAUUCGAAUAGUAACGUACAAAUCAGGAGCACCAAAAGGAUUAGCAUAUGUAGAAUAUGUCAACGAGGGAGAGGCUGCGAAAGCAGUGCUUGCCACAGAUGGCACUCAAAUGGGCGAGCAUAGAAUCAAUGUUGCUAUUAGCAACCCACCACCUAGGAAACCAAAACAAGGAAGUCUUGUUGAAGAUAUUGAGGAGUUACAAAGAGGACAACGAGGUUCUGGUUUUGGACCUCGUGGUAAAGGACGAACACAGCUUGCAUUUAUGCCAAGGGCGAUCAAAAAACAACAAUCGACAGCAGCCGAUGUUGGCAGCGGGGACAAGAUGGAUACUGGCGGCAGUAGUAAAGAGCCAAAGAUGAGCAAUGCCGACUUUGCUAAAUUAUUUAGUCUGUAACAUAUUCUUCAGGAUUCUGCACACCUAGUAAAAUCAUUCAUUUAAUGUAAACCAUUUUUGACAGAUUUACAGGCAAAACAGGUACCGAAGUGCGUUAUAUUUUGAAGUUCCACAAUUGAAUAAUAUUCAAUUGGCAUGGUGGGGGCAGGCAAUGACAUUUUUUUUCAACAGCCAAUGAAGGCCAAACAGAAUUCGCUUUUCAUACUGAUUGUCAGCUUUUAUUCAGUUAUUUCUUCUAAAUUUAAAUCCAGAUUGAUAACAAAAUGUAUAUUUUGGACUGCUGUGUGACCAACCAGUGAUUUUAUUUUUUAAAUUGCCUUGCAAUUAAAUUGCAUGUGAUAUACAUUGUGUAGCCUGCUCUGCUGUGCUUGACUCAAGAACCAAAGUUUUACGUGGUUGGGUGUUUUAAUUCAAUCAUAUACAGACUGUUAAAAACUGUUCGUAAAUGUGAAAUCUUGUAAAACCAGAGGUACAUUACUUGGGGUUUGUAACUACGGUGACAUGAUAACAAGAUCCCGUCACAAUCUCGCUCUCGCAUAAACGUUCCAACUCAGAAAAAAUGCGAAUGCGCAUGCCUGAGGUAACUAGGAUACUGGGAUGUCCAGGUGGAUCAAAAUAGCUGCCCACGAUAUGACGGAUUACGAGAACUAUAUUUUCUGUACAUUUUCGAUGUAUUACAUUUUUCACUAUGAUAGUGACAAGAAAAGUUUAUUUUUUUCAUUACAAACCUUGAACAUUGAUAUGCGUCAUGUCAGAAGGUCGUAGCCUCAGUCUCGCUAUCUACGAGAUGAGACUUGAAUGGGAUCUUGACAUGAUGUCACCAUACAGUACUAUGCGAGUUGCAAACCCCAAGUAAUGUACCUCUGGUAAAACUUAAUGCUUGCCUGUACUGAUGUUUGACUAUACAUUUAUAUUACAAAUGUUCAAUACAAAACAGAAUCUUGUGUGUGAAAUGAUUUACAUAUUAAACCUCUUUUCACCACCAGACGCCUUGCCCAAAUUUGUCUGCACUUUUUUCUUACCGAUAUAUUCUGGAAAUAAACCUUAAUUUUGAAGCCUACUUUCAGUUUUUACUACAAAAAUUUUGCUAUUUUUGUUCCAAUCUGUGACGAAAAGUGCAGACCAUAAACAGGACUAGUUGGUGAAAAGGU
Saccoglossus kowalevskii is the source of this 3578-nucleotide messenger RNA. Its product is annotated as spliceosome associated factor 3, U4/U6 recycling protein-like. Gene Ontology annotation, cellular component: nucleus. The record is from RefSeq and is a predicted model, not a curated record. Lineage: Eukaryota; Metazoa; Hemichordata; Enteropneusta; Harrimaniidae. Gene Ontology annotation, biological process: RNA processing. Gene Ontology annotation, molecular function: RNA binding; protein binding.